AUGAGAACAACAAUUAUAUUAAUAAUAUUUAUAAUUAUUCUAUCAAUUAAUUAUUCUAAUCAAACAGAUCCACCAUUAGGAACAUCAAGUGUAACAUUUGUAUUUGAUGUAACUGGAUCAAUGCAUGAUGAUCUUUUACAAGUUAUUCAAGGUGCAACACAUAUAUAUAAUGCAACACUUCGACGAGAAUAUGCUAUUUAUGAUUAUAUACUUAUACCAUUUGCUGAUCCAGAUGUUGGACCAAUAUUAAAAACUCGUGAUCCAAAUCGAUUUCAACGAGGUUUACAAGAUUUAAUUGUACAAGGUGGUGGGGAUUGUCCAGAAAUGACAAUAACAGCUAUUAAAUUAGCACUUGAACAAUCAUUACCAAAUUCAUUUAUAUAUGUAUUUACUGAUGCUCGUUCAAAAGAUUAUUCAUUAGGUGAUACAGUUUUAAAAUUAAUUCAAGAAAAGCAAAGUCAAGUUGUAUUUGUUAUGACAGGUGAUUGUGGUGAUCAAAAUCAUAUUGGUUAUCAAAUAUUUCAUAAAAUAGCUGCUACAAGUAGUGGACAAGUAUUUACUUUACAUAAACAACAAGUUAGUGAGAUUCUUAAUUUUGUUCAACAUUCAAUUCAAACACGAAAAGUUAAUUUAUUAGUUAUUGAUAAAAUUAAACGAAAUAAACAAAAUUAUACAUUAGCAGUUGAUUCUAAACUUCUUGAAUUUACUAUAUCAGUUAGUGGUGCUAAUCCACAAGUGACAUUAAUUGAUCCAUCAAACAAAACAUUAAAUCAACGUUCAUGGUUUACACGUCUUUUACGUCUUAAAGAAGUUUAUAUAUUAAAUGUAAAACAUCCAAUGAUUGGUGAAUGGAAAAUUCAAGUAAUAUCUUCAUCAGCACAUUCAAUUCGUAUAACAGGUUUAAGUAGAUUAACAUUUCGACAUGGUUUUUCAUCAAAUCUAAUUACUGAUUUAACACGAACACAUCGACAACCAAUUCAAGGUACAUUAACUUAUUUAACAAUUGAAAUUAAUAGUCAAGAUAAUAUUCGUAAUGCUGAACAAAUUGAAUUAAUUGAUCUAUUUGGUAAUGUACUUAUAAAUGAAAAACUUCAAAUAAAUCUUAUUCAUCCAACAUUAUAUUCAACUUUAAGAAAAUUUGAACCACCUGUUAAAAGUUUUUUCUUUUAUAUUCGAUUAUCUGGUAUUGAUAGUAAUGGUCAUCGUUUUCAACGUUUAAGUUCAACAGCACUUACAUCUUAUAUUCCAUUAAAACCAAUUGUUAAUGUUGAUUCAAAUUCUAUUGAAAUUAAAUCAAAUAUUUCAUAUAAAAUUCAAUGUCAUAUACAAAGUCAACUUCCAUAUCAAGUUCAAUGGCUGAAAAAUGGACAAUUAAUUUCUAUUUCGAAUUAUUCAACUCAUAUAACUACAGUAGAAUAUUUAAUUGAUCAACCAACAGAAAUAAAUGAUGAAGGAUUAUAUAUAUGCAAUGUAACAAGUACAAGUGGUUAUGAUAUUGGUGAAAUAAAUGUAAAUAUACUUGCUUCACCACCAUUUAUUCAAACAAUACCAUCAAAAUCAUUAUUUGCAUUAAUACGUAGUACUAUUUCAAUUGAUUGUCUUGUACAAAGUACAAAAGAUUAUAAAUUAAAUUGGAAACAAGAAUUAUCAUCAUCGAUAUUAAUUGAACCAUCAGAAAGUCGUACAAGAAUUUUUGAAAAUGGCACUUUGAUAUUAAUAAAUAUUCAAAAAUCAGAUGAUGAUUCAGUAUUUGUAUGUAUUGCAAAUAAUGAAGGUGGUGAAACACAAGAACGCAUUACUAUAUAUGUACAAGAAAUUCCAUAUGUUUAUGUUUAUCCACAAACAAUUAUGUAUUCAAAUGAAUGGAAUAUAACAUUAACAUGUGUUGGCACAGCUGGUAUUCCACGUCCAUUAUUAAUAUGGCGACAACAAAAUCAUACAAACCCUAUGGAACUAUCAUCUAAGAUACAAGUUAAUAAUGGAAUUUUGACGAUUGUAAUGGCAACAAAAGAUGAUGAAGGUUUUUAUGAAUGUAUUGGAACUAAUAUAGCAGGUGAAGAUAUUAAAACAGCUCAACUUAUCUAUGUUGAACCUCCAAUAGUAUCAACAGAAAAUUCUCAUAUACUUGUUUCACCUGGUCAUGAUAUUGAUUUAAAAUGUAAUGUGAUAGGUGAAGCAUAUCCUGAUAUACGUUGGUUUAGAGGAAAUGAACCUGUAACUCGUCAUCGAAUAAGUCCAAAUGGACAAUUACAUAUAAGAUUAGCAUCGGAAGAAGAAGAUAGUGGUAAUUAUACAUGUUUUGUACAAAAUACUGUUGGAUCAUCAUCUACAUCAAUUCGUCUUGAUGUUGGAACUAAACCAACAAUAAAUAUUCCUGUCAAAGAAAUUCAAGUUGAAAUCGAUGAACAAGUUCAACUUAUUUGUGAAGUACAUGGUUCACCUAAACCUCAUAUAGUUUGGUAUCAUAAUAAUACAGAACGUCCAUAUCAAAGUGAUAAUAGAUCAAUAUUAAUUAUUAGAAAUGUUCAACAAUAUCAUGCUGGUAUUUAUACAUGUUUUAUUUCGAAUUUAUUUGGAAAUAUAAGUGCUAAUAUUAGUUUAAUUGUUACAAUGAUUCCACGAUUUACUUUUGAAUCUGAUGGAUAUUUAAAUGGUAUUAUAUCAAAAUCAUUGAUAUUACCUUGUAAUCAUAUUGGUUUACCAAAACCAAUUGUUAAUUGGUUUAAAGAUGAUAAUAUAUUUAUUUUGGAACAUGAUCGAAUGACAAUUGAUUCAACAAGUUCAUUAAUUAUUCAUUCAUUGAAAACAAUCGAUCGUGGUUCAUAUGUUUGUGAUGUUUAUAAUGAAAUUGGUCAAAUAAAACAAUUAUUUCAAGUUGAUGUUUAUGAACCACCUAGUUUAACAAAUAAUUCUGUAGAAAAUCAACUUGAUGUAAAUAUAUAUAAUCCAAUUCUUCUUUCUUGUCCAGUUACUGGUCAUCCUCAACCAACUAUUGUUUGGUUUCGUCAAAAUAAUCCAAUCAAUCAUAAUCAAAAUAUGAAUACAUAUUUACAUUCAAAUGGUUCUUUAGAAAUUCGAAAAGUUGAUAUAACAGAUACUGAUCGAUAUCAUUGUAUAGCAACAAAUCCAGCAGGAACAAUAACACGAUAUAUACAACUUAAUGUUAAUGUUCCACCUUGGAUUAUUGAUGCUGAAAAAGAAAUGAUUGUACAAACUAAAAUUGGUAAAACAAUAACAUUAAUUUGUCCUAUUAUUGGUACACCAAGUCCAACAAUAAAAUGGUAUAAAAAUAAUAAACAACUUCAAUCAUUUAAUUCAAAUGAUCAAUAUAUAUUAACAAAUAUAAAACAAACUGAUGAAGGUAUUUAUCGAUGUAUAGCAACAAAUAAAGCUGGUACAACAUAUCGAAUAUUUAAUAUAUCUGUUCAUGUACCACCAUAUUUUGAAUAUAAAUCAGAAAAUUUAACUCGUCUUCAACAAAAAUCAAUUAUAUUAAAUCAUACAUUAACAUUAUUAUGUCCAGCUAUUGGUUUACCUGAACCAAAAUUACGUUGGUUUUAUAAUGGAAAUGAAAUUCAAUCAAAUAAAAAACAUUAUUUUAUUAAACAAAAUGGAAAAAAAUUUAUUAUUAAUAAAAUUAAAUCUCAAGAUGAAGGUCGAUAUGUUUGUCAAGCAACAAAUAUUGUUGGAUCAAUUGAUAUUAUAUAUGAUGUUGAUGUUAUGAUUCCUCCAAAAUUUAGUGAAGAAAAUAAUGGAAUAUUUGCAACCAAACAAUCAUAUAAACAUGGAGAACAUUUACGUUUACCAUGUUCUGUAGAAGGAAAACCAAUGCCUAUACGACGAUGGUUUUUUAAUAGAAAAAAUACUAUUGAUUUACCACGUAUUCGAUUUGUUUAUGAUGGUCUUUAUAUUGAAAUUGAACAUUUAACAUUAAAUGAUACUGGUCGUUAUAUAUGUCUAGCUGAAAAUUCAGCUGGUCGUGCUGAAAAAUAUUUUGAUAUUGAUGUAUCAAUUCCUCCUAUAUUUAAUGAUUCAUUAACACAAGUUAAAGUACAAGCAUUAAUUAAUUCAACAGUUAUAUUACCUUGUUCAACUUAUGGUUUUCCAAAACCAUUAAUUAAUUGGUUUUAUAAUACAAAUUUAUUAUUAGAAAAUAAACAAGAAGAAUUCAUUAUUGAAUAUGUUCAAAUUAAUGAUACAGGUAUAUAUGAAUGUACAGCAAUGAAUAAAGGAGGAGAAAUUCGUAAAAAAUUUAUAUUGGAAACAUAUGCAUUACCAUUAAUUAAUUUAAAUAAUGAAACAAUUCGUAUUAUUAUUCGUCGUAAUGAAAGUUUAACACUUAAAUGUCCAGCAUAUGGAUAUCCAAUACCAAUAAUUCGUUGGUAUAAAAAUGAAAUAGAAUUAUAUGGAUUUGAUAAAAAUUUAUUUAUAAAAUCAAUUGAUAGACAAGAUGCUGGACUUUAUUCAUGUAUUGUUUCGAAUAAUUUUGGAACAGAUCGACGAUAUUUUAAUAUAAUUGUGUCUGGACCACCGGAAAUUUUACGUAGUCAUAUAAAUAUUCGUCCAAGUGUAGUUCGAGGUUCUUCAAUAACACUUUCAUGUCCUUAUACAACGGAACGAACUUCAUUAAUAGUAAUAACUAAUACAACAUGGAUUCCUCCUUCUUUCAAACCUGAACAUGAAUUAAUUCGUCGUUCAUUAAAAUUAAAUGAAAAUCAAUUAAUAAUAUCAAAUGUACAAUUAGAAGAUGGUCAAAUAUGGAAAUGUAUUGUUGCUAAUGAAUAUGGUUUUGAUUCACUUGAAUUUCAUCUUGAAAUUCUUGUACCACCUGAAAUAUUAAAUGAUGAAGGAGAAGAAUUAUUACAAGUUGAAAAUAAUAAUACAGUUCAAUUAAUAUGUCAAACAUUUGCACAUCCACCAGCUCAUAUUCUAUGGCGUAAAAACGGACAUCCAAUUGAUUUAAAUAAAUAUUUCAUAAUAAAAAAUAAUUAUUCUGAAAUUUUACAAAUUUUUAUUAAUGAUGAACAUGAUGGUGGAACAUUUACAUGUGUAGCAACAAAUUCAAUUGGUAAAAGUGAAAAACAUUUUUUUGUUGAUAUAUUUUUACCACCAACAUUUGAUUAUGUAACAACAAAUCGUCAUAAAAUUCAAAUUAAUCGUACUUAUACAUUACCAUGUUUAGUUAAAGGUAUACCAAAACCAAUAAUAAAAUGGUUAAAAAAUGGAAAGAAAUUUUCUAUUGAUAAUAAACGUAUUCAAUUAUUUCGUGAUGAUCAAUAUCUUGAAAUUCGAAAUAUCAAUGAACAAGAUGCAGGAAUUUAUACAUGUUUAGCUGAAAAUUUAGCUGGAACAGCUAAACAAAAUCUUGACUUACAAGUUUUAGUUCCACCACGAUUUGAAAAUGAUAUUACAAAUAUUGAAACUAUUUUUAAUUCAACUAUAAAUUUAACAUGUUCAGCAUAUGGAAAUCCAAAACCGACAAUUGUAUGGUUUAAAGAAGGUCGUCAUAUACAAUAUGGUCAUCAUUAUUUAUCUAUUGUACUUCCAUCUAUACAGAAUGAUAUUCGAAUAUUUUAUACAUGUAUUGCUUCAAAUGAAGCAGGAACUGCAGAACAACACUAUCGUAUUAAUCUUCUAGUUCCUCCAUCAAUCAAUUCAAUAUCAAUAAGUCCAAUAUCAACACCAAUAGCUGGUAAUCAUUUUACUUUAGAAUGUAUUGCUAAUGGUACACCUGAACCAAUAAUUUCCUGGCAUUUUAAAAACCGUCGAUUAUCAUCAGGACAUAAUCGAUAUUAUCAAAUAAUUCGUGCAUCAUUAAAUGAUACUGGUUUAUAUACAUGUAUAGCUGAAAAUAAAAUUGGUAGUACAAAAAAAAAUAUACAUAUUGAUGUAUUAUUACCACCAUCGAUUGUUAAUAAUGGUCAAUUAAUAAAUGAAAUAACAAUAUUAAAAGGAGAAUCUCGUAUUUUAACUUGUUUACUUCAUGCUAAUCCUUUACCAAUUAUUAUUUGGACAAAAAAUGAACAAAUAUUAUUUGAUUCUGAAAGAAUUUCAAUGAAUGAUAAUAAUUUUCAAUUACAUAUUGAAAAUAUAUCAUUAAAUGAUCGUGGUCGUUAUCAAUGUCAAGCAGAAAAUUUAGCUGGUCGUUCACAACAAAUAUUCGAUAUACAAGUCUAUGUACCACCAGAAAUUCAUCAAACAAAUAUUAAUUUAAAUCCAUAUGUUGUACUUGGAAAAAAUAUUAUUUUAUCAUGUCAUGGAUUUGGUGUACCAGAAAUAAAUUAUCGAUGGUUCAAAGAUGAAAAAAAUCUAUUAGAAUCUCAUUCAUAUGCAAGAUUAUUAGAAAAUGGUGCUAGAUUACAAAUUGAUUCAGCACAUUCAUCAGAUGCAGGUUUUUAUACAUGUCAAAUGUCAAAUAUUGCUGGUCAAGUAAAUUUAACAUAUCUAUUAGAUGUUUUUAUACCACCAACAAUUGAUCGAUCGAAUUUAGUUGAAAUUUAUCAAGUUAAAUUUAAUCAAACAGCUCGUCUUGAAUGUCCAAUGUAUGGAAAACCUGAACCUCAUAUAAUGUGGUUUAUAAAUGGACGAGAUUUAAAUAAAAAUAAUGAUCGAUAUGAAUUAAUUGAUAAAAAUCGAGUAUUAAGUAUAAAUUUAGUUAAUUUAAAUGAUAAUGCACGUUAUACAUGUAUUGGAACAAAUAUUGCUGGUGAACUUUCAAAUCAUAUUGAUUUACAAAUAUUUGUUCCACCAACUAUACAACGUGAUCCAAAUGAAGAUAAUGUAAAUGUUAUUCAAUAUUAUCAUAUUACUUUAACUUGUACAGCAAAUGGUGAUCCAUUACCUUCUGUAUCAUGGGAAAAAGAUGGUCUUCCUAUUGAUACAACAAAUUCACGAUAUAGAAUUGGACCAUCUGGUUUUCAAUUACUUAUUAUUCAAGCUGAUCCAUCUCAAGCAGGAAUUUAUACUUGUCUUGCGUAUAGUAAAGCUGGUGAAGCAAAAGAACAAUUUCGUUUAACAGUAUUAGUUCCUCCACGAAUUCAACGAGAAAAUACAUCAUUUCUUGUCAUAGCUCCAAAGCCUGUCGAACUUCCUUGUCAUGUAAUACAAGGUCAUCCAAUACCAAUUGUCAAAUGGUUUCAUAAUGAUGUCGAAUUAAAAGUAUCUGAAGGAAAUAUUGAUUUAAAAUAUAUAAUAUCAUCAUCAAACAGUUUACUUCUUCUUCAUACAUCAAGAUAUGAUAAUGGUAAAUAUCAAUGUAUGAUAAUAAAUGAAGCUGGACAAGAUUCUAUUGAUCUUCAUUUAGAUAUAAAUGUUCCACCAAUAGUCACAGUAGAGAACAAUGAAAUCAUUGGAAUUGUUAACAAACCUAUUACACUUAAUUGUCAUGCUGAUGGAUAUCCAUUACCGAUCAUAUAUUGGACGAAAGCAGGUCAUUCAAUUGAUACUCAACCAGGCUUUCAAAUUUUAAAUAAUGGCUCAUUGAGAAUUCAUCAUUUACAAGUACAAGAUACAGGUUAUUAUAUGUGUUGGGCAGAAAAUCUUGUUCAACGUACUCAUGCACAAAUUCGUUUAGAAGUUCAAGUUCCACCAUCGAUUAAUCAAAUUGAAAGAUAUUAUACAGGUAUUGUUGGUCAAUCUAUAAAAUUAUCUUGUCAAGCUAAUGGUAUUCCUAUUCCAACUAUAACUUGGCAUGGUAUAUAUAAUAUCACAGGAACAGCUAUUAUUGAUUCAUUUGGAAAUUUAUAUAUAAAUCAACUUGAAAAACAGCAUGCUGGUGAUAUGAUGUGUUAUGCAGAAAAUACAAUUGGUCAAACAUCAAAACAAUUUACUUUAAUUAUUCUUGAUUCUCAAAUAACAACAACAACAGCUGGAUAUGAAAUUCUUCCAAAACAAAUACCUUUUCUUAUAAUAUCACCAAAUAAUUUAAUUAUUGAUUAUGGUGAACAAUUAGAAUUAAUCUGUCAAACAAAUUCAAUUAAUCCAUUUAAUAUUCAAUGGUUACAUAAUGGUCAUAUAAUAGAUAAUAAUAAUAAUAAUGAAUAUUUAACGAAUUUUUAUGAUAGAAAUAUUCUUCAAAUAAAUAAAGCUAUUGAUAAACAUACAGGAACUUAUCAAUGUUUUUCAAAUAAUUCUUUGAAUCAACAAUUUAUUAUAUCAAUGCCUGUAACAGUUAUUGUUCGUCCUCAUCCAAAUAGUCAAGAUCGUGCAAUAAUAUCAGGUCAUCGUUUAAUACUUUCAUGUGAAAUUGAAGUAGGUGAAAAUGAAAAUUUUCUUGGUAUAAUUGAAUGGUUUCAUAAUGGAUCACCAUUAAAAUUAAAUUCAUUAAAACAUAAUAGAAUUGAUUAUCGAAAUGGUACAUUAGUUAUUGAUCAAACAUCAGGUUCGGAUUCAGGUGUUUAUAAAUGUGUAUUUCGAAAUGAUAAUGGUACUCGUUCGGAAUCCUAUCAUUCAGUUAAUAUUCUAACUCAACCUACAUUUACAAUUAAAUUGCCUCGAUCGACACAAAGACCUAUUAAUGGUUCAAUGCUUAUGCUCAAUUGUCUUGCCGAUGCAUGGCCUGAACCAACAUUAAGAUGGACAAAAAAUGGAACUAUUCUAACAGGACAUGAUGAUGUUCGAAUACAAAUCUUACCUAAUAAUUCAUUGAAAAUUGAUCCAAUACAAAUAUCAGAUACUGGACUUUAUGCAUGUUCAGCUGAAAAUGCACUUGGUACUGCAACAACAACAUGUGAUGUUAUUGUCUAUGAAGUUCCAUUAAUAACAUCUAUUCGUCAUCUUCAAGGUGAAUUAAAACAAAUUCAUAUUGAUAAUAUUGAACUUUAUUCAAAUAUAAUUUUAAAAAAAACAACAUUAAAUAAAGUACAAUCAAAUCUUACAUCAUUAUUUCGAACACUUUUUAUUUUUCUUUUUCCACCAUCUCUUAUUUCUUUAACAACUACGGAAAUUUUUGGAAAUAUUUCAUCUUCGCUUUGUUCAAUUGAUGAUAAAUUUCAACGUAAUAUGAUUAUUUCAUUUAUUGAUGGUUCACAUAUUAAAAUAGUUGAGAGAGUUUCUGAUAAUCGAAUUGAAUUCAAUGGUUCAUAUCCGGAUGAUUAUGAGUUUAAAAAUAAUACAUUUUUUACAGAAACAAUGAUUCAAACCGAUUUAGGUAUGUUACAUAAAUGGUAG
Messenger RNA from Rotaria sordida, 9168 nucleotides. The record is from the annotation of a GenBank genome assembly. NCBI's taxonomy places the organism in Eukaryota, Metazoa, Rotifera, Eurotatoria, Philodinida, Philodinidae.